CGAAAAGAAUAGGUUAGCAAUAAUAGCGACAAGAUCAUUGUGACAAGUCCGAAUGACGUGAUACGCAAUUCGCUCAUCAGUCAUUAGUUAUUACUAUUUUACAAUUUUUCACCUAUCUGCGUAGACUCGUACACAGCUGUACAAACGAUUUUUAGUAUUAUAUUAUAAUCGUAUCGAAACGCUUACAUAUCAAUAGUUGGAUUAUGUUUGUAGUUUAUGUACACUUCACACAUUUCGUUGGAUAAACGUUUAGUAAUUGCAUAAGACUAUAAGAGAUUAUAUAUUUAUUGUAAGCAAUUGAUUUCAUCAAGUAAAUUGUAUCCAUGACAUUGAGAUUAUACAUUUAUUGUAAACAAUUGACUUCAUUAAGUAAAUUGGAUCCGUGACAUUUAGGUAAGAUUAAAAACUCGGGAGUAUUUUGAAAAGAGAAAACUGGCUACGCUUAACCUUUAAAUAAACAAAAUUUAUCAUGUUUGAUCUUAUCAAACUGGCCUAUAUGGCUUGUAAUGAUGAUGAACAAAAAUGGUAUGAUACUAUCCCUAGGAACAUUGUUAAAGUUGAUGUGAAAAAUUGUUGUUUAGAAUUAAGAAAAGCCAAAAUAGAAAACAGUGUAGAUUUGUCAAAUACUGAAUUGUGUACAACAGCUGCAUUCAAUGGCCAUUACGAUUGUUUAAUGUUUGCUCAUCAAAUAGGAUAUUCAUGGAAUGAGUCAACAUGUUCAUCAGCUGCAUGCCAGGGACACCUUGAUUGUUUGAAAUAUUUAAAAGAAAAUGGAUGUGCAUGGAAUAUAGAAACAUGCAUACGUGCUGCAGGGAAUAACCAAUUGCCUUGUUUAAAAUAUGCGGUUGAAAAUGGAUGCCCAGUUACUAGAGAUGUUAUGAACAGUUCUGCAAAAAGUGGUCACUUGAACUGUAUAAAAUACUUGCAUUCCAUGAAGGUGGCAUGGAAUGAAUCCACAUGUUCAUAUACUGCAGAAAACGGCCAUAUAGACUGUUUAAGAUAUCUUCAUGAAAAUGGGUGCCCCUGGAAUGAACAUGUAAGCUACUGGGUUGCAUUGAACGGUCAUCUUGAAUGCUUAAUAUACUCCCAUGAACAUGGAUGUCCGUGGAAUGACUUAGUAAAUUGUUUCGCAGCAAUAAAAGGACGUUUAAGUUGCAUGAUAUAUGCCCAUGAAAAUGGUUGUCCAUGGCAUGAAGAUACAACCUUCUAUGCUGGAAUGGGAGGACACACAGAUUGUUUAAUUUAUGCUCUUGAAAAUGGCUGUGAGUUUAAUGACAAAAUACAAGAAAUGUUGGCUACUUUUGGAUACCAAAUAUCAAUUGAAACAUCAAUUAAAGAUUAAUAUUGUAUUAAUCUCAAAUAAAUCAAGUCAGAAUCAAUUAAAUUAAUACUAAAGAUUAAUUCAUUUUUGCUGUGUAUGUAAUACAAUGGUCACUAAGAAGAUAAAAAUUUUGAGGGAAAUAAUGGUCACCCAGUUUCCUUCAUGCAACGACUUAAAAUUAAGGGAAAAAAGAAUUAAAUUGUUUACAUUUUUAAUCCUUAUUAACUAAUUGUUUAUUGGUUCCUAUAGUUUCUUAUACAUAUUUUUCAACACUUUUUUUUUUUAUUUAUUUAUUUUUUUAAUCUUAUAUUAUAG
Molecule: messenger RNA, 1636 nt
Organism: Melanaphis sacchari
Lineage: Eukaryota; Metazoa; Arthropoda; Insecta; Hemiptera; Aphididae
Exons: 4
Coding region: 470-1342 (290 amino acids)
Molecular function (GO): protein binding
Source: RefSeq, a predicted model, not a curated record